Stegodyphus dumicola is the source of this 1092-nucleotide messenger RNA. RefSeq names its product protein ZBED8-like. The record is from RefSeq and is a predicted model, not a curated record. NCBI's taxonomy places the organism in Eukaryota, Metazoa, Arthropoda, Arachnida, Araneae, Eresidae.
AUGAAAUUUUUGGGGAUGGCAGGAAACAGAAAAAGAACAUACCAAGACGAAUUCCUUAAUUAUGGUUUUACACAAAUAGAUGACAAUGGUACAAUGAAACCACAGUGUGUUGUAUGUAUGAAGGAAGAAAUAUCUGUUAAAAGACAAAGAUUGAAUAGCAACUUGUUUGGUACAUUUGAUCAGCGUUCAGCAUCAAGGGCUAGCUUUGAAGUAGCCUGGUUAAUUGCUCGAAAUAAGAAACCAUACACUAUUGGUGAAGAUUUGGUUAAACCAGCUGCUGUAAAAAUGGCAGAGAUUAUGUGUGGUCAACAAGAAGCGAAGAAACUGAAUUCAGUGCCCUUGUCCGCAAGAAUUGUGAAAGAACAAAUUUCUAUAUUAGCAGAAAAUGUGAAGGAACAGGUUAUUUUCGAUUUAAAACAGGCUAAAUAUUUUGCUAUUCAGCUUGAUGAGACAACUGAUUUUAGUAGCAAUUCACAGCUAAUGGUAUAUGUUCGCUACAAAGCGAGAGAAAUAGUGUCAGCGUUUGGAUUAAAGCUGCAAUAUUGGAGACAGAAAGUAGAACAGAACAAGAUAUCUUUUUCAAGGUUAGCUUUGUUUUUGGAAGAUUGCGAAAAUAUUACUUUUGCUGACAUCAAGGAUACAAUUGUAAGACAUCUUAUCAAACUCAGAAAGCGGUUUUCAGAUUACUUUCCAGAUCUUGAUACACGUACUGUCAGUUGGAUUGUAGAUCCUUUUAAAUGUGAAAUUGCUAUGAUACCAGAAGAACCUUCAGGUUUGGCAGAAGCAAUUCUUGAACUUCGAUCUAAUACUGAAGCACGUAUUCAAUUUGAGAGUAAACCAAAUCUGUCGUCUUUUUGGAUGUCAAAAGCUGCAAAGGCUUUCAAAAUUGCACAUGAAGAGGCGGUUAAAAAAUUGCUGCCAUUUGGAACAACAUAUUUGUGCGAACAAGGCUUUUCCACUCUAAUGAACAUAAAAACGAAGAACAGAAAUCGAUUAAACGCCGAAGACUGUAUUCAAAUCGCUCUUACAUCAAAAAGUCCCAAUUUUGAAGCAAUUGUAUCGAACAUGAAACAUCAUUUCUGCAAAACGUGA